Messenger RNA from Camelina sativa (false flax), 618 nucleotides. NCBI's taxonomy places the organism in Eukaryota, Viridiplantae, Streptophyta, Magnoliopsida, Brassicales, Brassicaceae. The record is from RefSeq and is a predicted model, not a curated record.
AUGAAGAUACAUCAUCUAGGCGCAAUAAAAGAAUGGCUACAUAACCAGAGAGUGCUUAUUGUUCUUGAUGAUGUGGAUGAUCUAGAGCAACUAGAGGUAUUAGCUAAAGAAAGUUCUUGGUUCGGUCCUGGAAGUCGGAUUAUCAUUACCUUAAAAGAUAAAAGUAUUUUGAAGGCACAUGGGAUCAACGAUAUCUACCAUGUAGAUUAUCCAUGUGGACGGGAAGCUCUUGAGAUCUUAUGUCUAUCUGCUUUCAAACAAAAUUCUCCACUAGAUGGUUUCGAAGAGCUUGCAAGAAAAGUAGUAGAGCUUUGUGGUAAUCUUCCAUUAGCCCUUCGUGUUGUUGGUUCUUCUUUUUAUGGGGAGAGCGGGGAUGAGUGGCGGAGUCGAUUAUAUGGGAUUGAAACUAAUUUUGAUAGAAAAAUUGAGAAUGUCUUGAGAGUGGGAUAUGACAAAUUGCCGGAGCGACAUCAAUCUUUGUUUCUUCAUAUUGCAUGCUUUUUCAACCAUAAAAGUCAUGUUGAUUAUGUGACAAGCAUGCUCGCUGACAGUACUUUGGAUGUCGAAAAUGGGUUGAAGACCUUAGCCGCUAGAUCUCUUGUGUCUACUAAUGGGUAA